AUGGUCUACGGGUCUCUCUAUCGUUCCAGGCAGCAAAAGGCGUCGUCCACUGCUUCGCGUCCUAGUGAUACACCGAGUGGGGAUUCUCACACGUCACAGGAAGUAUCAAAUUGUAGCAGCGAUCGCUUGAAUGCGAAUGCUAGUGGCAAUACGGACAGUGUCACUUCCAAUGCCUAUCUCCACUUCACUGAGCAGCAACAGGAUGCACUCUUACUGGAUGCACGUGGCAAUGCUGCUGCUUUACUAGUGGACGCCGUUGCGGACGCGGAAAAGUGGCAAUUUGUCACGACACGUGGUCCACUCAAUGUCUACGAGCUUCGUGCUGAUUCAAUGCACCGCGUGUCCAGCAUGAUGCCCGCCGAUCCAUUGCAAUUGUCUCAAAAUAUGCACACAAUGUUGGCUACAACGCGGGUCCGUGCAACAUUGGACGAUUUCAUGCGUCUCAUGGCGUCUCCUAAGCGAGAUACGUUCCAGAACGUCCAAGCGGCGUUGUUUGAAGAGCGUGUGCAAUUGGCCGACGUGUUUACGAGCUUUGGCGUUCUUCCAAGCGGUCGAAACGACCGGAGUUCAUCCACUUCGUCGACUAGUUCGAGUUCGCACUCGCAGAGUGGAGUCGAGACGGAGCAAUACGCCAUCAAGUACGUGUCUAUCAAGGGCCGAACGGCACGGAACAAUUCCGGUGCUACAUUAAACGCUAGUUCAGCAUCUACUUCACUCAAGUUUGGAGGCAAGAAUCGACAUCGCGAACGACAAGCGGCGAGACUACACCGUGGAAAAGGACGCAAGGGUGCGGACAGUGCACAGGAGCAAGGACUGACGCUUUGUGUCGCCGAGUACGCUACGAUUCGUCGAGCGUACAUUCGUGGUCCGAUGGCACACAAUCAGGCACAAGACUUUGAAGACCAGCGAAUCGGGAUCAUCUCACAGCACUCGAUUGAAGAUCCAGGAGUCACACGCUACUGUAAACCCAUCGUGACGUCUACAGCGACGAGAUCGAAGGUGUCAUCAUCGCAACAGGCCAAUUUCGCCUUGACUGCAAGAGCGUUGAUACAAUUCUCAGGAUUUGUUGUGUACCCUGUGGCAUCAUCGGUUGCAGGCGAGAAUGUACUGGAAGUUCUUAUCAAAUUCAGCUGUUACGACGCCAAUGGAGUCACAGCUACACGACGACAGAACAUGCUGGCGUACUUGACUGCUUUCCAGCAGCUGGACACAGUGUUGCUUGUCAUGCGUCUACGAGAGUCUCCCUACUUAACGUCGGAAAACUGGGUCAAGGCUCGGAAGAUUUGCUGUGUGUGUCAGGGUAAGUUCUCUAUGUCACGCAGGAAACACCACUGUCGUCUGUGUGGUGACGUCGCUUGUUCCAAGUGCUCUGAGGUGCACCAAAUUAAACUUGGAAAGGCUGGUAAGUGUCCUUUCCGCAUCUGCUACAACUGCGAACCCGGAACGGAUGAUAACCAAAGGUUGAGCAAAGGACGGAUGAACCUUCAGGCCCAGGGUGUAGCUCAACCGCCCAGGAAUCCAGGGGACAGCAUCACUUCUCUGCGUCGUCGGCUUGGUAGCGGUAGUGCACCACCACGCAGCCCUGAGGAUGACGAGGAGUACAGUCGUCCACCAUCGACGAAUUCAAGCAGUGGCGACAGCUCGGACAUGUAUGACUCGCAGGGUCUACUAUCAUCCCAUGCGUCAACGACCGCAGAUCGGACAUUGGGGUCGAACAUGUCUGGAAGUACGGUGAGCAGCUUCAACAGUAGCCAUGGCCUGGGAGCAUUUGGCAAGAGCAGCAGCUCCAAGACGUUGAGCAUCAGCAGCCUUGGUGGUAGCUUUUACAAACCGAGCAAUGCAAGCAACGCCACAACGGCAAGCAGCUCUCGCGGAAGCCGCUUCGAUUACGAGAGCGAAAAUGACAUUGAAGGAAAUGAUAUUGAUGGUAAAGACGACGAUAGCGACACUGACAGAGUGGUGGAAAGGACUCGGGUUUCCCAAGAAGUGGAGAAGGAAUCUGAAGUCGACUCGAGCUUGGAUGCCGACUCGAUUGAGGCGAUUGAAGUGGCAUCCGUGUGUUCGUCAUCACCGUCAUCACCUAGCAGCAUUGUGAUGCAGAGCGAUCAGUUUUACAAGCGAUUCUCGGAGCUAUCACUGAUGGACUUCCAUGACUCAGAGUUUGAUCUGUCCCUUAAGGGCGGACUUCCCGGUGCUGGUGCUGGGCGCUUUACAAAUAAGUCUGAACUGGACGUUUUCGACUUUGAUGAUUCAGAGGCUGACGUGGAUUCGGGCCGAGAAGACCUUGACGGUAUCGGUGAGGAAGAGAACGAAGACGGAGAGAAGGAUGAAGAGGAUAUCUGUGACUUUGACCUUCAAGAGCUGGACGAGGCCGACGAGGAUGAUGGAAUGGAGUUUCACGACUCAAAUGUCGGAAUCGACUUUAAGUUACAGGAUCUUAACUUACAGGAGUACCAGGGCCUUGACGAACUCGAAGAGGGUGACGAAGAGUACGAUGAGGAGGUAUUGGAGGAGAUCCACACGAAUAUGGUGCUGAGUAGAUCACAUGUGGGGUCACCUUUAGACGAACAGCGCGCUGCUCGUCUCGCCGAGUACGGCAUUAUGGACUCGGGCAAGGAGCACAUUUAUGACCUUGUAGCAAAGCAAGCGGCUCAGCACACAAACUGCUCGCUGGCCACGAUUAGUUUCGUGGAUGCCCGACGGGAAUUCAUCAAAUCCAGCUUUGGUCUAGCGCGUGAGCUAUGCGAGGUGCCUCUCUCUCACUCGCUUACAGCGGAGAUUAUGCGACGCUUUCCUACUCGUAAGGGUCCUGUCGUUAAGCGCACGAGCAUUGACGAAGAAGUUGAGGAUAGUGGAGAGGUCGUGACGGUGCUGGACGCGAAGCAAGAUGACAUUCUGUCUACUAAUUUUAUCGUCACUGAGGCGCCAAACCUACGGUUUAUCAUGGGCGUGCCGUUCCGAGCGAGUGACGGUGUUGUGCUUGGUGCGCUCAUUGUAGCAGAUACCCAGUCCCGCACCUCCGUGUCAUCGCGACAGCGAUCGCUGCUGGAAAACCUUGCCGAGCAGGUGAGUGCGUUGCUCGAAGAUCUGUGGACACGGAACCAGGAGCGCACGAAGGUAAAUAGCUCGCAGUCUGGCCACCAGAUUCACGACAAACUUGCCGACCUGCUCUCACAAUCGUACACUACCGGUUUGCAGAUGCAGCAGAAUGAGCUAAAGAUUCAGGAGCAGUCAUCGUCGUCGGUGACUUCGUUCACACACCAGCUCCAGUACGCCAACGACUUUCACCAUAUGCAAAGCGUCGAGUUAUAA
Molecule: messenger RNA, 3312 nt
Organism: Peronospora farinosa
Lineage: Eukaryota; Oomycota; Peronosporomycetes; Peronosporales; Peronosporaceae
Source: the annotation of a GenBank genome assembly